Molecule: messenger RNA, 1458 nt
Organism: Haliotis rubra (blacklip abalone)
Lineage: Eukaryota; Metazoa; Mollusca; Gastropoda; Lepetellida; Haliotidae
Product: tetratricopeptide repeat protein 1-like
Exons: 6
Coding region: 79-1221 (380 amino acids)
Molecular function (GO): protein binding
Source: RefSeq, a predicted model, not a curated record
CACAGUUGAAUUACGUCAGUAAGAAUUUUGCCGUAUCAUUACUCAUUACAAUUAGUUAAUCUAUUUGGCAUCUAUCAGAUGUCACAAAACGUUGACCGGGUCGUCGACAGGGGUACCACAGAUAUGUACUCCAGAUUUCAUAGGAUGUCGAAAGAGAAAGGAGAUGAUUUAGAGACCUCCCUGACUGGUUCGUGUGUGGAGAUGGAGGGAGAACAGUGCUGUGAAGAUGAGGCUGAUGAUUCUGUGGAUCUGUUAGCGCAGGGUGACACAAACUCUCAAAAUAAUCAAAGAAUACAGGAAUUUAUUGACAUUCAUGGGAACUCGGAUGGAAUCGGAACACCCGUUGAAGAGAGUGGAGAAGUGUGUAAAAGGACAGGGGGUGCAACUGUGGCAGAAAUUUCUGAUAGACUUUCAGAUCAGCGAAUAGAAAGUGACGAUGAAUAUAUGUCUGCAGAUGAUGGGAGUGAUGUAGAAUUUGAUGAUGUGUGUUGUGGUGGGGAAAACAUUGCUGUUCAUGAGGGUGGAGAGAGAGGUUCUGGGGAUGGAAAUGCAGAAGGUGCUCAGGGUGAUGGAAGUGAAGUGGAGGAACUAGAUGAAGAAAAGGAAAAGAAAGAAAUUGAUGAUGAAGAAUGCAGGAGGAAAGUUGAAGAAAGUCUUUCAGAUGAUGAGAAAUUGGAACAAAAGAACAAGGCCCAGGAGGUGAAGGAGAAGGGGAACCAGGCGUUCCGUGAGGGGAGCUACAAGGAGGCCAUUCGGCUGUACACGGAGGCACUACACAUCUGUCCCCUGUCUUUCCUGAGAGAGAGGUCAAUCAUGUUCUCCAACAAGGCAGCAUGUCAAAUGAAACUGGAUGACAAUAAAGAUGCCAUCAGGAGCUGCAGCAAAGCCUUGGAGCUGCACCCCCACUACAUGAAGGCUUUGCUGCGGAGAGCUGAGCUGUACGAGAGGACAGAUAAGCUAGAUGAGGCUCUGGCAGACUUUCAGAAAGCAGUAGAGUUGGAUCCUUCCCAGCAUGCUGCGAGACAUUCCGCUGUUAGACUUGCUGACCAAAUAAAAGAGAGAAAUGAAAAGCUGAAGACAGAAAUGUUGGGAAAGUUGAAAGACUUGGGCAACAUGAUUCUGAAACCGUUUGGGAUGUCUACAGACAAUUUCAACCUUCAACAAGAUCCAUCAAGUGGUUCCUACUCAGUGCAGUUUCAGCAAAACCAACCCAAACAGUGACCAUCUGAUGCACCUAUGAAUGCAUCUGUGAAUGCUAUUUGUAAAUCUGUACAUUGUGUAAGAGGAAUCAUGAGAGGAGACCUAUUAGAAUGUUUUUACAACUGCAUAUCAGUCAAAUGCAUGUCUGAGGGUUGAAGCUAGUCUGACCAACGUGCUAGUUUUCUGAAGUUAAGGUACACUGUAGCACAUUGUAGGGUCUAUGUUUUAUCCCACAUAUAAAUAACAUACACCUGCAGA